CCGGUUUCCACCGGCUACGGCAUCCCCCAUCUAUCCUCCACUAUCCAUACUUCUAAUCUUCAUGAUGCAUUUUAUACCUCGACAAAUUCCCCUCCUUGGUCUUCUCACAGAGGUUCUUAUCCCUAUAAUAAUCUUGACGUGAAGCCUUCUUUGUUCACGCUCCACAGAUCCCCUCACCAACCCUCCUUGCCUCCCCCAUUUCUCUAUCUCUCUAUCUUCGCCACUAUCUUCUCGAUCACAAUGAAGGCCGCCCGCCGUCCGAUGCGGGCGCUAUCUAGCGCUCCCUCUUCGUACUCUUCGGCCAGAUACGUCAGUCGCACCAGCAACCCAAAAUCCUCUGCCGCCGCCUCCACACCUGCAUCCACCAGCAGCAUCCUCCAACAGGCGACUCUGUCGCCCAAGGAUGCUUCAGGAUCCCCGCUGGCCAAACUCCCCAUCUCCUCGGUCUUGCGGUCGUUGGUGAUCCUGUCCGUGUCCUCCUCGACCCUCCUCCUCAAGCCAUGCAUCUUCGCUCUCUCGACACUCGCUCACCCCAAGACUCCCGUGUUGGAUGUGGCCAAGAACCCUCUCUUGAAUGCAGUCGUCAAGCACACUCUGUACAAGCAAUUCAACGCCGGCGAGAACAAGCUCGAGGUUCAGCGGUCGAUCCAGGCUAUCAAGCAACUGGGUUACCGCGGCGUACUGCUAGGCUAUGCCCGUGAAGUCCUCGUGGGUGAGAGUGAUGUUGAUAUCCGCGAUGAGAAGGCCGCACAGGCGGAGAUCCAGACGUGGCUGGAUGGUACCUUGCAGACCGUGGAUAUGGCCCAGGAAGGCGACUUUGUGGCUCUGAAGUUCACUGGUAUGGGUACUCAGGUUCUCCACUACCUGCAGCAGCAGGCUGCGCCCUCGGAGUUCAUGGACAACGCCAUCACCAAAGUCUGCGAUUUGGCCAUCUCGCGCAAUGUGCGACUUCUCGUUGAUGCGGAGGAGCAGGCUGUGCAGCCAGGAAUCGAGGGGUGGGCUUUGAAGUACCAGAAGUACUGCAAUGCUAAGACCCCUGGUCGCGCUAUCUUCUACAACACCUACCAGGCUUAUCUCCGCUCUACGCCGGCGACCAUUGCCAAGCACCUUGAGGUCGCUCGCCAGGAAGGCUACACCCUCGGUGUGAAGCUGGUGCGGGGUGCUUACCUCAAGACUGAGCCCCGCCAUCUGAUCUGGGCUGAGAAAGAGGAGACUGACGCAUGCUACGACGGCGUCGUCGAGGUCCUCCUGACCCGCCGCUACAACUCUAUGCUGAAGUCUGCCUCUGAAGUGCACAAGACCGAGCUACCACCUGUCAACGUCAUCAUCGCCACCCACAACCGGGAUUCUGUCCGCAAGGCCCACGCUAUCCGUCUCCAGCAAGCUGCUCGGGCCGAGUCGCAAGGGGUUGACCUCAGCUACGCCCAACUCCAGGGUAUGGCCGACGAGGUCAGCUGCGAGCUCUUGCAAGGCUUCCCGGGCGCGGACUCCACCGCCUCCCAGGAAUCGCCGAACGUAUACAAGCUGCUGACCUGGGGCACCGUCAAGGAAUGCAUGGGUUUCUUGAUGAGACGUGCCGUGGAGAACACCGAAGCUGUUGGACGUACCAAGCAGUCGCAGGAGGCCAUGCUUGGGGAGCUGAAGCGCCGGGUUCGUCAGGUGUUUGGGCUGGGCAAUUGAUGCUACUAUGAUACCUUUGUCUUGCGUUCUGUUUUCGGGUUUUCUUGAUAUCAUCGGGCACUUGCAUCUUGGUCUGAAGACUGAUUCUCUGAGCGUCUGCUUGCAUCUAGACGGUGUUAACAAUUCGAGGUUGGCGCAUUAAUGAUAACGAAUUUCAAAAUUACAUGGUGU
Molecule: messenger RNA, 1851 nt
Organism: Aspergillus sclerotioniger CBS 115572
Lineage: Eukaryota; Fungi; Ascomycota; Eurotiomycetes; Eurotiales; Aspergillaceae
Product: proline dehydrogenase family protein
Exons: 2
Coding region: 241-1680 (479 amino acids)
Cellular component (GO): mitochondrion
Molecular function (GO): FAD binding; proline dehydrogenase activity
Source: RefSeq, a predicted model, not a curated record